Messenger RNA from Microthlaspi erraticum, 2910 nucleotides. Lineage: Eukaryota; Viridiplantae; Streptophyta; Magnoliopsida; Brassicales; Brassicaceae. The record is from the annotation of a GenBank genome assembly.
AUGAUAAGGAUUUGGAAUAAUUAUACGGGAAAAUACAGAUUCUUUCUCUCCAGUUGCCGCUCUUUCUCGUCAAUCAAACGACCCCAAAUCCCGGGAAGCGAAGAGUUUAGCCUCUUGACCUCAAAACCCAGAUUCGACACUGAUUCAGCUCAAAACAAGACUCGGGUUUACGUUUCUCUCUUUCACACCCUCUUUCGGCUCUAUUUAAGCUGCGGGAGGCUCUACGGAGCAGCGAGGACGCUCUCUGCGAUGUGCACCUUCGGUGUUGCUCCGGAUUCGCGUCUCUGGAACAGUUUGAUUCACCAUUUCAAUGUCAAUUGUUUGGUACCCCACCAGGUAUCGUUGAUUUACAGCAAGAUGAUAGCUUGUGGAGUUUCGCCGGAUGUUUUUGCUCUCAAUGUGUUGAUUCAUUCUUUUUGCAAAGUGGGUCAAUUGAGAUUCGCAAUUAGUUUACUUAGAAAUAGAGUAAUCGCCGUUGAUACUGUUACUUACAACACUGUGAUUUGGGGUUUAUGCGAACAUGGUUUGGCUGACGAGGCUUAUGGGAUUCUCUCUGAAAUGGUGAAGAAAGGUAUACUUCCCGAUACGGUUAGCUACAACACUCUGAUUAAUGGGUUUUGUAAAGUUGGGAACUUUGCUAGAGCGAAGGCUUUAGUUGACGAAAUCUCGGAGCUAAACCUCAUCACUCACACUAUACUCAUAAGCUCUUACUACCGUCUCCAUGCCAUUGAAGAAGCCUACAAGGAUAUGGUUAUGAACGGGUUUUAUCCGGAUGUUGUUACUUUUAGUUCGAUUAUUAACCGAUUGUGCAAAGACGGAAAACUGCUGGAAGCAGGAUUGUUACUGAGGGAAAUGGAGGAGAUGGGUGUAUAUCCGAAUCAUGUAACUUAUACUACUCUUGUUGAUUCUUUGUUUAAAGCAGAAAGUUACCGCGAUGCUUUGGCUCUCUACAGUCAAAUGAUUGUGCGUGGGAUUCCUGUAGAUUUAGUUGUAUAUACAGUUUUGAUGGAUGGUCUGUUUAAGGCCGGGGAACGUAGCGAGGCUGAGAGAACAUUUAGGAUGCUUUUGGAAGAGGAUCAAGUUCCAAAUGCAGUGACCUAUACAGCUUUGGUAGAUGGUUUGUGCAAAGCUGGGGAUUUGAACAGUGCGGAGUCUGUAGUAACGCAGAUGUUAGAGAAAAGUGUGUUUCCAAAUGUUGUCACCUACUCUAGUAUGAUAAAUGGCUAUGUGAAGAAAGGGAUGCUCGAAGAAGCUGUUAGUGUUAUGAGGAAAAUGGAGGAACAGAACAUUGUGGCGAAUAGUUUUACUUAUGGUAGAGUGAUUGAUGGUUUCUUCAAGUCAGGUCAACAAGAGAUUGCUCUUGAAAUGAGUAAGGAGAUGAGGCUCGUUGGGUUGGAGGAGAACAACUAUAUACUUGAUGCUCUGGUGAACCACUUGAAGAGAAAUGGUAAGAUCAAGGAAAUCGGGAGAUUAGUCAAAGAGAUGGUAUCUAGAGGAGUGAUGCUGGAUCGUGUUAACUACACAUCUUUGAUUGAUGUGUUCUUUAAAGGGGGAGAUGAAGAAGCUGCUCUUUCUUGGGCUGAAGAAAUGCAAAAGAAAGGGAUGCCAUGGGAUGUUGUUUCUUACAACGUCUUGAUCAAUGGUCUGUUAAAGUUUGGCAAAGUUGGAGUAGAAUGGGCUUACAAAGGAAUGAGAGAGAAGGGUAUAGAACCAGAUAUCGCCACAUUUAACAUAAUGAUGAUUUCACAACGAAAGCAAGGGAAUGUCGAAGGUAUCCUUAAGCUUUGGGAUAAGAUGAAGAGCCGUGGAAUAAAACCGAGCCUGAUGAGUUGCAACAUUGUGGGUGAAACGCUCUGUGAAUCGGGUAAGAUCGAGGGAGCAUUGGACAUAUUGGAUGAAAUGAUGUUCAUGGAGAUGCAUCCUAACUUAAAGACAUACCAAAUUUUUCUCGACACGUCUUCAAAGCAUAAAAGAGCUGAUGCGAUAUUUGAAAUGCACGAGAAACUCCUGAGUUAUGGAAUUAAACUCAGUAGGCAAGUUUACAACACUCUUAUUGCAACUCUGUGCAAACUAGGCAUGACGAAAAAGGCAGCUAUGGUCAUGGAAGAUAUGAAAGUAAGAGGCUUUGUUCCUGAUACUGUGACGUUCAAUGCUCUUAUGCACGGGUACUUUAUGGGCAGUCAUGUAGGAAAAGCUCUCUCGACAUAUACGGUUAUGUUGGAAGCAGGAAUAUCACCGAAUGUUGCAACUUACAAUACUAUAAUAAGAGGUCUCUCUGAUGCAGGGCUAAUAGAAGAAGUGGAAAGAUGGGUGAGUGAGAUGAAGAGUAGGCGUAUGCGCCCUGACGAUUUUACAUACAAUGCUUUGAUUUCUGGUCAAGCUAAGAUGGGGAAUAAGAAAGCAAGUAUGACGUUAUAUUGUGAGAUGAUUGCGGAUGGGUUGGUACCGAAAACCAGCACUUACAAUGUGCUUAUCAGUGAAUUUGCUAAAGUUGGGAAGAUGCUUCAGGCGAGAGAGCUAAUGAAGGAGAUGGGGAAGAGAGAAGUGAGCCCCAACGCUUCAACUUACUGUACUAUGAUAACUGGUUUGUGCAAGCUUUGCACUCAUCCAGAAGUUGAGUGGAACAAAAAAGCAAUGUACUUGGCAGAGGCAAAAGAGUUGCUGAAAGAGAUGAUCGAAGGAAAGGGAGUGUUACAAGAGAAAGAAUGCUCGCUUCUCGAAUUCGUGAUUCGGAUAUAUACCACAGUAGCAGAUUUGGCUCCAAACAUGACAUCUAAGCAAUUUUCAUUCCGCAAUUGGGUUAGUGCCGCAAAACGGAAAGGCGUCUGCAGAGUAGGCAAGACUGUUGAUCUAGCUGGUUUCUGGAUGGAACUACUAACUAGGCUGGCUAAAGCGGCAUUGAAGAAGUGA